Amoebophrya sp. A25 is the source of this 12052-nucleotide messenger RNA. NCBI's taxonomy places the organism in Eukaryota, Dinophyceae, Syndiniales, Amoebophryaceae. The record is from the annotation of a GenBank genome assembly.
AGUCCGAGUCCCUGUGCUCGUCUAAUAAUGCCUGCGCAACCUUGAGAUUCCCACUGGCAUCCCUCGCUACGCUAUCAGUCCUUUGAUACCUCUAAUCGAGCUCUUUUGAUCUAGUACUUACGACGCCCUCGUUCUUUUAGACCAGGAUUUUUCUCGUUGCACCACGUGAGUUUUUUUUCAAAUUUUGCUAGAACUUUGAACUCACAAUUAAUUAGUACAUUGAUCCAUAUAAUCGACGUUUUCUUCAACAGAACAAUUUUCCCCUGUUUUUAAUUUUAUUCUGAUUCCUUUCCUUUUCUCGACACGAUACUGCAAGAUGAUGGACCUUGCUCCAGUCAGGAAAUCCUCUUGCCGUUCUAGCUGCAUCCUGCUUGCUGCGGGUGCGGUGCUGCUGCAAGAGAAUGUGCAGCUCGUAAGCGCAGCCGUGGUAGCCUAUCCUUUGACGUUUACGGAUCAGUUCCGGUAUCGCGAAUAUACCAAAAAUGCUGCCACCACGGCGUUUCAGACGCUCGAGACAGCCGAGCUGGCGGUGAAAAAUGGCACUGCAGCCGAGCAGCGCACUGCCAUUGGGGGACGCCGCAGCAACUCAACCUGCGGUAUCACGCGUGUGCACAUUUCGGGACAGCUGCACCCCGUCUUGACCCGAACACCCGUCGACUUCGGCAGCACCCCAACAGCCGCACAAAUCACGGCAGCUGAAACGGCGAACAAGGACGCCGCGGAACAGCUGUAUCUGGGCGUCGGCGGCGUGUCCUCGUCCACCACUGCGUAUAGUUCUGCGGCAAACAGUCCGCUGGCCAAAGCGGUCCUAUCUGCGCUCGAGAAAACCGUGAACAGUAGCCUGUUGGAUCCCGUGUUGGCGUUGGACUUCGACACCAGCGGUGCCGACGCCGCAGACAACGCGCAGCUGGCUUUUGCGAAAGGCUGGCGAUUCGACAAGAACAACGGCACCCACCAUUUCAAGCAGACUGCGGCUGCUGUGACCGCUGGCUCUUGGAUUCAGAAGUACACCAUGCAGUCCACAGUGGGCUUCACGCUGGAGUACUACCUGUCCUCCGCCACUAUGGACAACCAGGAUCUCGCCAAUAUGAAGCUGCGCACCGACAUCGGCAACGCGCUCACUGGCUCUCUCGGAGGUACUGGAGGUUUGCUCCCGAUUCUCCCAGUUACGAGUCCGUUGUUCCCUCUCUCUUUUGGUUCUGCGGCUGCCACCACAACCGCUCCCACAACCAUUUCGACUCCGGCACCAGUCACACUACCAACAACCGGCACCUACGCGGCGGCGGAUGCAGCCGCCAUCUACAAAAGCUUCCAAGCAAACCUUGCUGCCGAAAUACAGGCUGCGGCCAACGCGAUUACCUUUACGGCCUCUGGCAACGGAAACAUCAGGAUGGAGCCAACCUUCCACCUCGGACAGCUCUCUUCUCUGGGGGGCCAAACACAGAGUGUGGUAUUCUUACCAUUUUUAGCCGGCUUAUUUAUUCUCUUGAGCUUGACGGUAGUUCGGAUGUAGCUCAGAUCCCUUUCUCACAGAUAGUACGAUAGCAAUUCAUUGUUAUAUGCAGCCAGUAUAUUAACUAGACUUGUUCUUGUUGACCUUGACAGGAACAGAUUGUACAAGAACGUAGUCAGCUUUCAAUCCAUUUUGUUCCUUCUUUUGACGAGGAAUGUUGGCCGUUUUUUUCAGGUGAUGCAUCCAGCUUGCGUGGAUGUUUCGUGCAACAUCGAGCGAACGGAGAUCAGUGGUGCUUUUAUUCCCAGGAUCCAGGUGAACACCAUCGACGCUGCCAACGAGGUGACCCUCGCCACACUUGCCGCGAAGCCAAUGCGUGACGCGUUCUUUGCAGCAAUGAAGACCCGUGCCAGCUUGUUUCCGAACACUCAAUUCUUGCCCGUUGAUGCGGAUUUUGGCCUGGUAAGGGAGUCUGCAAACCGUUUUUCCUUCUGGAAUCUUACCAGCUUCACGAAAGCGGAGGACGCAGGAACCCGCAUCUCGAGCUUUUUUCCGCGCAUCGACUACAAGUUCGAAGUGCGCACGUCGCAAACGGACAACGCCGUUCACAACGCCGAGCUCCGAACCUUGUUGCGGAACGAGCUAGACGGCGCGCAGGAUUCCGCGACCCAUCCCGCUGCCGCCGGCGCUUCGCCCACCGGAGCAGCUUUUCAAGCGGCAUUCGCGACUGCCCUGGCCGCGCACGCGAAUUGGCCCACUGCUGGGUGGUCGGUGGCCUCGAUCUUUCAGACGGGGUCCUUGUUGCCCACGAUUGGCACGCCCAAGAGCAACGCCGCCUGUCCGCACACGCUGAAGUGCGGUCUUCCCUACGAGUUCAUCGAGGCCACGUUUGCUACCGAACUGGCGCCGAGUGUCACGAUGACCUCUGCCGCAGAGGCGAGCGCUGUGGCUACGACCCUGUUUACGCCAGCGAUGCCGGUGAAUGCAUCGACACUCACCUACCCGCUAACCGUAGCGCAUCCGCACUACGUUCCGACGGUGGUGCCGUCUCUCUCAACCGCCACAACGACUACCACAGCCAGAGCCGCUUUGUCGCUUUCUCUCUUCGCGCAGGCUCUGCAAGCGGGUUUACGUGCGGACGGUGUGUACGCAACGGCCGGCGAGCAAUUGCGUGGAGGCCGCGCUUUGGACAUCAAGCGCAACGCACCUUUUUACUCGCCAGAACUGUCCUUUAAGGAUCUCCAGUACACCAUCAUCGCAGACAACAGUACGGCUUUUCAUGCCCUGGACACGGCGACAAAAAGCGCUUUUACAUCGAGUAACACCAGCACUAAGAUCGUCGUCACAGCGACUCUUCAGGUCUCCUAUGCAGACUCGUACACACUUCUGCCAGCAGAGGGAUAUCAAUUUCCGACGACCGCACGUGUCAAUGCCUUGCUUGCGACUCCAGCAGCGAGCACUCUCCUCACUUCGGAAUUGAACAAGACGCUUGCGACUGCUCUCACGGCUAGGUAAAAUGAUCUCAUCCUCUAUCUAUUAAUGUAUUUCUGAUGUUGAGACUUUAUGAGGUUGGCACCUGUACUCCUCGUGCCGGGAGCUCCGGUUCGUUUUCAGGUGGUGCUUCUGGCCCAGCGCCCUGACCAGAUCCCUCUACUUCAUCGGUUUACCAAUUUAAGCAUGACAGGCCGAACAAGCCAAACGCCCAUCCACCUCCAAAUAGAUCUAAAGUUCUAGUGACUGCAGGGGUUAGUUUACUAAAAAAGCAACUACAAUCUAGUCCUCUCAUCAUUGUUUAUGAUGUUGUUCCUUAGUCGUUGUAGCAAUAGCAAAGACUUUUCAUCAUUUUCUCUCGAUGAAUAAGUGGACCGCGGUCUUUUCAAAUUAUUUCAAUCCGCAUCUCGUUGCAGGUCUUGCCACUCAACAAGAUGUCCUUUUUCUUCUCAAAAACAUCAGCAACUUUUCCGUGUUGACGAUUACGCCUUCAAAGUUCGAGCGUUCUGGCGGUUCAUCAGCUGUUGUGGCCUCGAAUCGCACCACGGCGCAAACGACGGCUUUGAUAUCCUCUGGCGCAUUCAAUCCCUAUACUUGUGUCGACUACGACGCGCAUGCACAGCAAACGGCGGCCGCUGCAAGGGCUGUGCGGUUUUCGGGCGAAGCAGCGAAUACGAGCUACACCGCUUUCUACUCCAAAAUGAAUAUCGGUCUCAACGGGGUGACGACGGUACAUAUCAGGGACACUCACAUGACAUGACUACUCAAUUUCUUCCAAGUGUUCUUGUGCAACUGCAAGUCAUAGUCAAAGGUGUCGUUUUUGUUCGUUGUUCGUAGAUGAAAGUGGAGAAGUAAAUGGGGUCAGAUGUUAUGAUGGUCGCAAUGAAGUUGAAGAUAAGUGCACGACAAUGAAGAUGAUCUGAUCCGAAUAUGUAGUAUAUUUCCGUUUUCCCCAAGGCUUUUCAUCGUCACCAAUCUACUUCAGGUUCCUCCCACAGACGCUGCUUUGAAUGCGGACGCGAAGAUGUUGUUGAGUGUGCGCCAGUCCAUUGCUGCCGGUUUGGAGGGUGUCUCGGAGUUGGAUGUCGAGGAAGUUGUGAUGACCAUGAAAACCGUACCCCUUGGCUCUGCUACUUUGCGACGAGCGUUAGGUUCUUUCCCUCCCCACCUAGAAGGGGAAGUGGAUGGUAAUGGUGUUCCGUUAGACAGCAGAAUGCUUUCCUUAAGGCUACCGCUAAUCCAUCUCUAUAGGCUGCAUGAUCCCUCAAGAACCGUAUGCGGCCCAAUCAAUACAAGGGCGGGGAACAAUAGAUACCCACGCAUACGCUUGAGGGAUGUCCACAGGGAUGAACUAGGAAAGGGUCUAAUUUCCUCCGACAAAGCAGUGCUGUUGUCCACCCCAGUCCCAGUUGAUGUGGAGCAGCCAGCUGCAGCUCCGGUGGAUGUUGCUACGUCAUCUGCAGAGAUGACUGGCGCAAACAGCGAUGACCAACAGGAGGACGGCGAACAAGACGCGACUCCGUUCGUCGAGCAAGUUGACGAUACAACUGGCAGUGCCACUGAUGCUGUUGAUGCGGCGUCUCCUCGUGAAUUAACGACCGCUGGCAGUUCCCUUGGCAUCCUUGCCGUUUCGUUUUCUCUCUUCAUGUCGAGUACGAAAGCCGCUACGGUGUCGACGGCCCUGACCAAAAGGUUGAGCACGGACGAGUCUAACGCCGCUGAAGCAGGUAAAUUUGCGACUUCGGUAAGUACCACGUUGGCCACCAAGUUGGCGACAGGUUCGAAGACUGUGUUAGGCGCAGCAGGAUCCGUGACAGUGGGAGACGUGAGUGUCACGUCGUCGGCGACUCAAGAAACGGGAAGUUUUUCAGCCUUGUCCACAAAAGUGAAGACGAAGUUGGCGACAGAUGCUGCCACUGCAUUGACGACUUGCAGAGAGUACCAGACCAUGACCGCAAGGAUGGAGGUAAAUACAACUACUUCACAAUUUGAAUUUGCCUCCAGUAGUAACUAGGAGUACGAAUUUAAUAUUUUAUGGUUCCAGAUGAUAGCAUUCUGUCGUCCGAAACUCUCUAUCUCAACGUUUUUUGUACUUGUUCUUGACCAUGAUAUUGUCAGGUAUCUUACCACCGUGCUGGCACGUUGCUUACUGCUGCCGCCGAGAGAUUGGAGUUGGCGCAAUUAUCCAUCUUGGAGUAUCCGGUUGCUAUCGCCAAGGGUCUCAAUGCCAUGAUGUCAACUGCGAGUUACAAUACCUCUUUUACCGCAGCUGACAUCGAUAUCACUACUGCUGAGCUCAUCUUGUACGAACCGUUUGACGCCAACGUUCCCGCAAAGACCCGAAUGUUGUCGCAACAGGAUGGAGGGGAUGUUAGCUCAUUCAACUACAACGCGUUUGAGGAUGAUAAGAGUGCAGCCUACUUGACCACGAACUACAAAAACUACGAUAACUCCAUUUGGGAACCGUCAUCUACUGAAAUGGGCGGUUAUCUGUUGGCCUCACGCAACUCUGAUUCGGAGCAUCGUCGUUUCCUUGCCGGCACCCACGGAACGCGUGUGGCGGAGAUUCUGGAGCUCCAACGUACUCAGAGCGUCUUGGGCACGCUGCCCGUCGCCUUCGUCACUGGUGGCGUUCCCUUUUCCACUGUGAAAUUUCAAUUUGUCCAGACGCGCGUGCUGUUCACGUUCCGUGUGCCUCUGCAGUACAUCGGCAGCAGUGGAACGGACCUGGCGACCGAGAUCACGGCUGACGGCGGGUCCCCAGAUGCCUUCGUGCGUCUUCCAGCUGCCCAGACCGCUUUUCAGGCCAGUGCUGCCACCAAGCGCGCCGCGAACAAUCUGUUGCUGAAAGAUGUCGUGGACAGCUUUGGCAGCCGGGUCGGCGGCCGCGAUUUCACCACCGCUGGUGAUUUCUCGGCUGGAGUCGCCGCAUCAAAUGUUGAUCCUGACAGUGGCAGUUUGGUUUUUCUCCCCUCGAUCGGCACCACAACGACGACCUCAACCUUGGCCCCGAGAACUACCCCUGCGGCACUCUCUACUACUGCGUUCUAUCAGCCGCUCGGUUACGUCGAUUCCGCAAAAGUCGCAAAAAAUGCGUUUCCCGGUUGCGCCGCACAGUAUGCGCAUCCGAGUGGCUACCGCUACCUGUUCUUCGACGCGCGUGAGUUCGGCUACGAGAGUGGCUGCCUGCAGAACGACUGUUCGAACACGCACCGUUUCCACGAGGCCUCGAACGCCCGUUGUUCGCAGAUCUGCGCGUUCCUGUCGAAAUGUGCGGGGUGGGACCACGGCGUCGAGGCUGGCGUGGCCACGGACGGAUCUGGGCGGGUCGUCUACACGGGAACCUGUUGGCUACACAGUUCGCGCACCAAGACGUACCUGACGUACUACUCUGAAGUGAUGAAAACCGGCGCCCUCUUGGUCCUGGACCAGGUGAAGUACCCCUCUGCAACCUACGACGCGACUCAGGACAUCGUUCAUCCGUCGCUCGCGACUUUGCAAGCGGUGUCCGCGGCGGACGGAAAGGUGAGAACGCUUGGCGUGAGCAUGAAGACGUUCACGAGUGGCGAGCGCGCCUGUCAGGCGGGCGCCCGCACGAGCGACGUCUGCGUGCUGCCUCCCUCCUACUGCAAGGAGCGUCCUACGGUCACUGGAGGUUUCUCCAAGAGCACCAACUUUGCCUACGUCUAUGACGACUGCGAUGGAGACGGUCGCCAGGACCACGUCUGUACCUACACGAUUUCGUCCACUAGCAGCAGUGGCGUAGUCUCCAACACUCCAGCUUUGAAAUUCAUCUCGUCGCAGAACCAAUGCGCCAACAUCAAAUCCGUUUCCAAUGGUGCCACUAACAGCCAGAAGAACUGCCGUGAGCGCGUUCUGUGGCACGUGAACAACACCAACAGGAACUGUACUGCAAACCAGGCUAUGCCGGUUCACUGCAACGUGAAUAUGGCCACCAAGCGUUUGGCCGAGUACUCCAAUAUCGCGACCGUGCAGGCGUGCCACAACCUCUGUCAGGCAAAUAGGCUGUGCAAAGGGUUCUUUAGGUACGCAGGUCGACCGUCGAACAGUGACAGCGAGGAGAACGCUUGCACUCUGAUGAAGGAAGUAUGCAAUGACGGCUACUCUCCCUAUCAGCAAUUCUACAACAUCUCGCACGGCCAAACAGCAGCUAGCUGCUCCUUCGUCGCUGAAACGCCACCAGGAUUCAAGAUUGAUGGAGGUACCUACUAUUACUAUCCAUGUUGGAAACAUUUACAUUUGCAUAAAAAUCUAGUACUGAGGCUGCUUCUGGAUUGAAUUCCUCAUGCAAACUAUAAGUAAUACAAGAACCAUGCGACUAUUAGCAGCUUGACAGAGGACAUGAGGUUUUAACAGGCAACUGUAUUCACCGUGGUCGCAUGUUUUUAUUUCAUGUUCUUGUUGUAUCUAAUUCCAAUGCCUCCAAUGUUCUUCAAGAACAGGUAACUACACUGGAUUCCAGAAGUCGAAGCUCGCUUUCGAGGAUGCCUUUGAAAAGCAGAUAAAGUCUGUGAUCGACGCCGCGCAGACUACUACAGUGAGCGCCACAGCCGUGACGCCCUUGUACCAGAAGUUGUACUUGUCCUCUGCCCACGCCGCACAGGGAUCGCUGCGCGAUCACGGACGCAACGACACUUGCGCCUACACCGACUUCGAGUUUUUCAUGGUGGGCCUGGAGAUGACCAUGAUUUUGCCAGUUACCGUGACCGCUACGGAUCUGCUGACCACGGUGGCCGACACAAACGAGACCGCCUUGUACAAGAGUGCGUCCGUGCUUAACGAAACGUCGCAGACUUUGGCCGCGGGCGUGACGACGGUACCUGUGUCUGUCGCAUCUUUGUUGCAGUCCGCGCUUUUGACUGCGCUGACCAGCGUGAACGCCACACAGGUCCACUCCUUGGAUAUCGACUACGUGGGGAGCACGAGCACGACCCUGUCCGCUUUGAACUGGACCGCGUCUUACCCCACCGUGACCGAUCCGAGCACCAUCACGACCCCCAGCGGCGCCGUGCAGCAGCAGCUGUACAACCUGGUGCAACGGCAGGUGCUCGUCAAAAUCGUGCUCAAAGUGCGAAAAAGCAGCACUACGUACAACGCAACGGUGACCGAAUUGCGCUCGAAAUUGACGCUCCCAACGAACACGACGUUGACGCCACGCGCGCCCUUGGCUGUCAGCCUCGAAGCCUCUUCGCUCUUUCCCACGGAAGCGGUGUUGCAGAAAACAGGCUUGCAAGGAAAGUUGGGUGCCUACACGCAAGCCGUGGUGGGCAAAACCGAUCUGUCGAAGGCCUCCUACGCGACGCUAUUGGAGUAUGCGCCUUUUGGCGGCAGCAGCGAACUAGAAUUCGAGCAGAACAUGAACUGGACGUGCACUCCGGAGUCGAUGGACGUGAGAUCCAGGUUCUACACCAGCUUGACGCUCAACGGCGCGUUCUACACCACGAAGCCAGUGGAUUCACAGCUGGAAGCGCUAGCUCUGAUCAUUCAAGGUGCCGUGGAGGCGGGCGCCGGUCUGCCGCCUGGAACCUAUCCAACGCGGGUCGCACCUCCUGCAGCUUCUACCGCGACGACAACUCUGUCUCCGGUGCUGUCAGCAAGCAGUGACUACUUGAAGAAUUCAAGCCUAGUGACGAUCGUGGCACCAGCUACGCACUUGCUGAGUUUCCCGGCCACCGACGUGCAGAUCAUGGUGCGGCUCGACACAGCCGCAUCGCUGGCUGCCGUGAAGAGCGCUAGCGUGACCAAACGCCUCUCCAAGGGCCAGGCAGCGGAUCGCACGCUCUUCCGUAGCAACUUCGAGACCUACGUCGCCGCACGCGUUGGCACCAAUGCCGCCGCAGGAGCUUCUCAACUCUUCCUCCGAGACGUGACUUUUUUUACUGUGGACUUGAAUCAAACAGCGGCUACAAGUACGGCGAUCGCGGGUACCUGCACACGAACAGUGCCAGCUGUGACCAGCACCGUCCUAGCAGCGCCUGUGAUAGCCACGACAGUCGCGCCUGUAGUAGCUUCUGCAACGAAGCAACUCGUACAGGGGUCGCUCGUCAUGCAACUGGAGGGCUUGCCCACAGGUACUACAUAGAGUGUUUCUAUUCUGAUUAUAACAAAUAUUAAAGGUGGUCAGACAGUUGUAGAGUCACACUUGAAAAUUUUUACUGUUGGUUGAUAGAAGAAGCAUUUUUUUGAGUAAAAGUGAAAAAUGUGAUUUUAUUUACAACUAGCUGCGUAGUAACAAAAUGGAAGUGAAACAGAUACAACUGCAACUGGUGCACGUACAGACUUCCACUUGUACUCAAACAUGGAAUUGUGAGCACCGUCCUCACAAACGCCAGGUGUCGUCGCCUCCUUGUUUACCGAGGAUCGAGGAGUGUUGGACCUAGUGGGUGCCGGCAUCCUUCAAGCGUUGCAGGGUACUUCGCCAUCUGCGGCGACUAUUUUUGCUGGCGUCACCAUCCAGUCUGUGACGAUGACAUCAACUGUGCGCCGAAUGCGUAGGGAGCUUACAACGUCCUCUUCCCUCUCCCUUCUGCAGACGAGCGUGUCCACUUUCCGAGUAUCCUAUCAGCUCGUGGUCCCGAACAGCGCAUCCUCCACGGGAACAGGCGGAACGCAACAGGGAAGUUCGACAACGGCAGUGGUUAACGCACUCACUGCUCCCACCUCUGUGCUCACCGGGCAAAACUCCUUCGCCCCACUCGUAGCGUCCACAGUGACAGGCUUGUUCGCGUCGUCCACCGCGACGUCUCAGGCAGGCAGCUUUCCUCUGAACACAAUAAAGGCGACGCGGACCUACUACCCGCUAUCUGGGGCAACACCGCAGGUUCUAGUCACCGGCAACGUGGUGUUCACGACGACAAGCACGCCAGCGCCCACGUCGACGCCAGGUCCGACAACAGUGCCCAACAUCGUUGUAUUCUUACCGACGACCACGCUGGCUCCGGUUUCAACGACAUUGGCACCAGGAGCGGGCUCCUUCGUUUUCCAGACCGUAUCUGCUAAUAUGGGUUCAUUGGCGACGACCACGGGGGCUCCCGCAUAUGUCUCUCCGGGUAGCACGCUCGCAAAAGCUAGCGUGGACUACGGAAAUCUGGCGUUUUUCCUAGUGGUAAUGUUCUGCGUCAUCCUGGUCAUGGCUGUCGCCGCUUACGCGUACCACAAGAGAGAAAGAGAGCUCUUGUCCGGUCCGCAGAGAAACCAGCCUAUGGAGAGGCCGUCCGGUUCCCGCGCUCAGUACGAGAGGGAGGAGAGGAGGAAGAAGAUGGAGCUACGCGCCGCAAACCGACAAGACGCGAUUCAGUCCUUGCAUGACGAUAAAGUGUUGCUCACAUUGGACGCGGCGUUGGCGGAUAGCGACUUGGCUUCCUCUUUCGAGCUAAGUGAUAUAGAAUCUACUUACAGAAAUAACGAAGAAGGCAAUGCCAAAAAUGGCAACAUAAAUGUUGGGGAACAACAAGAAGAUAGAGCAGGCUUAUUAGAGGAAGAUGAAGAUAAGGAUAGAAGCGCUCGCGCAGGAGCUGCUGAUAAGUUCCUUGCUCCUGCUGUGGAUCCAAAGCAGCAUGCAAUUAUCGCUGCAGCAAUAGCCGAGAAAAAGGCCUCUUUGGCCGCGUCAAUAAAAGAUAGUGACUUGUUGGCACCGGAAAAGCAAGCUCUUCAGGGAGAAGGAGAAGCUGCUCCUCUUGAACAAGGUGGUUAUGCUUAUGAAGAAGGAGUAGACGAUUCCGCCAGGUAUCAUAAUAGCGACGUAGGGUCUCAUCAGUUUGGUGGUGAGGACGCAGACUAUCAGCUGCAGGAUGAAGACGACAACUUCUAUAACCAGCACUACGAGUACAACGACGAAGACCGACCUAUGAUUCCUGACCAUGAACCAGACGAGGACCCACAUGCGCCCUUUCUGCCUGACGUUCAGUCCUCUGGGCAACCGGGAACGACUCUGCUCAGUGUCCGGAAAGAAGAGGUAGAGGAGAGGAAGCCACACGUUCCUAGAGUGUCAGUAGGGCCAUCGAAUGAAAACUCUGUGGUCGUGGAGAGCCUGGGUAGCGUCACCAGGACCGUAAUCACGAUGGACGACGUCGUACUCGAAGAGAGGUAGAAGUUGAAGUUAUAUGUUCUAGUUGUAGUUUUUGUGUUGGAAUUCGCUUGUACAACAAGAGUGAGGUAUAACAAGGAGAAUAUGACAACAGACAAGAACUGUGUUUAUCCAAAAUCAAAAGAUCUAACCGGUGAAUUUGCGCUCCAAUAGGAGGCACUCACUUACUGGAUGACCUCACAGGUAGACAUGCACAGCUACAAACGAGGUUCCAUGACAUGACAUAGAAUAGGUACUAGAAGUUUGAUUGCAGAUGUUAUGUCAUUCUUCUUGACGUCAAGUGAACAACUACAAGAAGAUGAACAAGUAGGCGAUGUCAUUCUCUUUUGUGUCAGCGAGUGAGAGUGGGCUAAUAAAACAGAAACUUAAACUUUUUCUUCAACAUUGUUAAUGCUUAUACAGAUAACAUAGAGUCAGUUCUUCAUCAUGUACUUCUUACCUGUUAAUGUUACAAAAUGUUCCAGUUUGAAAACAGGAUGUUAAUAGUUUAGUAAAUCAUGCAUCCGACUUGGAUGUUCUUGCAAUUCAUCAAUGAGCAUAUGAUCUUUAACCAUGAUAAACAAGAGGUGAUGUACAGAAAUAUUUGCUAAUCCGCCUAAUCCAUCGUAAUGUAUCUCUCAUUGUGUAUAUUUUUGGUAUACCAGCUGGAAGUAGAUCAUUGUAGGAAUUUUUUUGCGUUACUCAUAACUUGAUGUUGCAUGAUAAGUACAAUUCAUCAUCUCAGAGGUUUUUGGACUUCUAAAGUCGAAAUCGCAUCGGAUUCUAGUAGAAUUUAACGUAUCAUCACAAGUGAAACAACAAUUCCAAGAAACAAAUUCGCAAAGAAAACAACCGCAAAAUACUCGCUCGCAAGUAUUUAUGGUAUGAAAAAUAUGAAGACGAAUGAAUAUGAACACCUCACCAGGAUUGACUAAAUGCAUUAAGGGAAAUCAUUCUCGUCCAUACCCCGCCGGGUCAACAUAGUGUGAUAGAGGAAGAACUAGUCUGAAGGUAGCAUGUCC